Messenger RNA from Protopolystoma xenopodis, 1914 nucleotides. The record is from the annotation of a GenBank genome assembly. NCBI's taxonomy places the organism in Eukaryota, Metazoa, Platyhelminthes, Monogenea, Polystomatidea, Polystomatidae.
AUGUUGGACGAGCAGAAUCUAGUUACAUCACCUCGAAGUCGACAGUAUGCAUGUCCACUGCGCUCUCCAUCUCAUCGUCAAUCUAGUGGAUUUUCUUCUCAACCUACCUCCAAGAGUUCUCCUACGGAAAAGUCCUCGUGUCACCUAACUGCUACUUCACAAUCCAUUCCGUUGCCAUUGUCCAAUUCUUCUCGGGCUCCUCAGCCCUCUUCUUCAAAGCCAUCCUAUCCAUCUUCCAGUGCUGCUGCCAGCACAUGUAUAAGCACGAGUGUUACACAAAAUCAGUCAGUAUUAGGUCAAUCACCACAUUCGCUAGAUCGCCAUUCUCAACCCAAGACUGCUACUUCGAUCUUAUUGAAGAAAGGCCGUCAAUUUGCAUCUGGCGAGCAAUCUACCCGUGCAUCUACCAUCAAAUCGAGCUUUCAGCAACCGUCAUCUACUCCACCAUCUUUUGGGAAGCAUUCUAAAUCGAAUGAAGUCGCUCCUGACCCACGCAAGAAGCCGGUUCAUGUGAUCUGUGAUGAAGCUAAAUCGCAUAAUCGUAGCCGGCACAAACACAAUCACGACCAUCGCCAUAAUAAGGGACGCUAUGCACGUAAAGAGCAUAAUGACUCUCAAUCUCGCUCGCUUGGCUCUCCCCGUUCUAUCAGAUCAAGCUCUCCUGUGCUGUCGCUACGUGGGCCUUCUAAGACCGCGGAUGAUGCUUUGACAACUGUUCGAACUACAUCUCCGAUGUCUCAAGACGGCCGGUGUAGGCCACGGAUAAGUCAUAAUCUUCAGUCUCACCAUGGUCGCCGUCAGUCUAUCGAACCCAGUUUUGGAGCUGUUUCGCCAGCAUCGUCUGUCAGUACUGAACCAGCCAACGAUAGUGUAUCAGCCGCUAAUCUCGAGUGCUCACUAGAUGAAAUCGAGAUCAGCCAGUCAGAAGAUACUCAUAGGACUACGAGGGAAUUCUCUAUCCAUUUGACUCGCUUAGAUGCUCUCGAGGCCAAUGCAUUGCAACCUCCUCAUGUAUCAUGCGCGACUCGAGAUUUUCCUUUCAAGGACUCCUCUUCGUGUGACACUCUACCAACUUUUUCGCUUGCUGGAGCUCCUCGCUUCCUUCCACGCUCUCAGGCCGCUUCUUUCGACUCUUCGUCUACAUCAUCUAGCUCUAGCUCUAGCUCCACUACCACGGCAUCUGCAGUUUCAUCUCCUGUCCCUAUGGCUUCUCCCCAUUUGCCAUUAUCCAGCCAAUCUGACACCUUAACACAUAUCUGGCCAACUGCAACCGCAAGUAAUCCAACUACCAUAGCUGCAUCCUCCGGAACGGAUGCUAUCUCCUCAUCUUCUAUCUCGUCUUCUAUCGGCACCAGUCGAUCAGCAUUGGCAUUAACUGCUACCUCUGUUGCAAGUGCCUCUGGCCUAGUUAAUGACUCAAAGCUUUUGAUCAAAGUGAGUCGCGAUUGUGCAGAUUUGUCCACCACACGGUCCCCCAUCGCCUCGCUAUCAGGGUCGUCGGCAGCUGCACCUUCACCAGACUGCUCCACUAUUGCCACAACAACUCUUUCGGGUCAUGACGAUAUUAGGCACCGUCUUGGCAGACCAACACCUGCUGAGAGUCGGUCUACUGUCGGGCCUACUGCCUCGGGUUCGAGUUCAGGCCCCGCCUCACGGGUGCUUCCGGGACGGAAUGCUGUGGCGACAGCAGCAUCAAGUGUCAGAGGCCGGGACUCAGGCCGCCCGUCACUGAUGGAGGCCUUGUCUUCAGGGGUCUCUACGAUCGAUUCAUCUUCACCAUCAUCCUCAUCAUCCCUCUCUCCUUCCACGAGCAGUACUGAGACUUCACUGGCCCAAGAUGUUCUCUUGCGCACCAAAUCAGUAAAGCAAGAACUCUCAGGUAGGCCUUUGUUUUGGACUAGGGACAAGAAUUAG